Miscanthus lutarioriparius is the source of this 1527-nucleotide messenger RNA. The record is from the annotation of a GenBank genome assembly. Lineage: Eukaryota; Viridiplantae; Streptophyta; Magnoliopsida; Poales; Poaceae.
AUGACGACGCCGUGCCCGGGCGACGCGGCCGUGCGCGCCCACUGGACGGCGCGCUCCCUGGCGGGGGCGUUUCUCGACCUCACGCUCGCCUGGGCCUGCCUCUGCCUCGCCGCGCUCGCCGCCGUCGCCGCGCGCCUCCUCUCGUUGCUCGGCCUCCCGCUCCCCUGCACCUGCGCGCGCCCGCACCUGCCCUGUCUCCUCGCCUUCCUGGCGUGCUACCCAUCCUGCGCCGUCGGGUCCCUCCACGCCGCCCUACGCGCCCGCUUCCCCUUCGCCGGCCCCACCGAUGGCGAGGACCACCGUCAGGAGGGGGCGGAGGAAGAGGGGGAGGAGCAGGCGGCUGUCGACGCGUGGAAGGAGGAAGCGGAUCUUUGUCGCCGCGAGGAGGCGCGCGCCGAGCUGCAGCGGGAGCUCGAGAAAGAGCGCAGCGCCUCGGCGUCGGCGACCGAGGAGGCCAUGUCCAUGAUCCUGCGCCUGCAGAAGGAGAAGUCGGCGCUCGAGAUCGAGGCGCGACAGCAGCGCCGCACCGCUGACGAGCGCUGUGCCUUCUACGAGGACGAGGUCGAGGAGCUCCGGGACAUCGUGCUCGUGCGGGAGCGCGAGGCGCGCGCGCUGCGCAAGGAGGUGGACGCCUACCGACGCCUGCUCGGGCUUGGCGCUGCCGAGGAUGACGAGGAGGAGGAUGACGAGCAGGAGAUGGUCACGCCGCAUAGUUUCCUCAUGUCCGAAGGAGAGCCCAGCUCGUCCAAAUCGGUCGAUGCGAAUCGGAUGCAACAUUUUGGGAAUGAUUCUUCUGGGUUCAGCUUCAAGACGCCAUCACUGCGUGAGCAACCAAUGGUGCCGCCUCUUGCUGCCGGUCGAAUCAAUGUGGGAAGCGAUGAUAGUGUUUCUGUUCAGACGCCGGCCAAAGUUCCCACGCCUCAAUCAAGGCUGAAGCUAGAUAGCUUUGAGGAUGAGGAUGAGGAUGAGGAUGAGGACGAUGAUGAGGAUGAUGGAGCAGAGACAGUGGAAAUCCUCCCCCUGUCCGCCCGGAGCCAAGAUUUGGAUCAAGGUGGCAUUUUCCAUGUUGAUGCUGCACCAGGUAUGGAAUCUACCUGUACCAAGGAUACUUGUACCAAGGAACAGGCAGCUCAUGCAUUUCAGGAAGUCGAUUGUCCGGGUAUAGACAAGAUUGUCAAUGACCAGACAGGAAGUAAGAAUGAUGCCAAUGUCUAUGAUGUGCAUGUGGUCGAUGACAUACGCUUCUCAACAGAAGUCAAGGGCCUGAUUGGCCGAAGCAUCUCAGAGGCAACAAUGCAAGCAGAGAGAUUACAGACUCGAGCUGCUGCAGAUGAUCUCCUUGGGAAAAGUCUGAAUGCCAUUAAAGGUGCACAGGACAAGAUAAGGCAUGCAGCAAAUGAAAGGAGGCAGUCAUUACAGUUGCAACUCUUAGAGGACAUAGCUAAUCAGCUUCAGGGAAUCAAGGAUGCUGCCGAAGCAGGGAGACGAGUGUACUGUGCUGCUCCUAAAAUCUCCAAGAGGAGCUAG